Messenger RNA from Caretta caretta (loggerhead turtle), 6849 nucleotides. RefSeq names its product cholinergic receptor muscarinic 1 (gene CHRM1). Gene Ontology annotation, biological process: adenylate cyclase-inhibiting G protein-coupled acetylcholine receptor signaling pathway; saliva secretion; G protein-coupled receptor signaling pathway, coupled to cyclic nucleotide second messenger. The record is from RefSeq and is a predicted model, not a curated record. Gene Ontology annotation, cellular component: synapse; dendrite; plasma membrane. Gene Ontology annotation, molecular function: G protein-coupled acetylcholine receptor activity; G protein-coupled serotonin receptor activity. NCBI's taxonomy places the organism in Eukaryota, Metazoa, Chordata, Testudines, Cheloniidae.
AAAAUGAUCUUCAAUACAGAUCCCAUCCCGGAUGGGACAGAAAGUUUGGACCAUAUCCUUGGCUGGUGUAAAUGGGCAUAGCUUCACUGACUUCAUACCAGCUCCAUGACUUCCCUUUAUACCAACUGGGCAGCUGGCCCUUUACUCCAAAGAAGCUUUGCCCAAUUUACACCAGCUGGGAAUCUGGCCCUACUGUUGCCAAUGGAGUGACACUGAUUUACACCAACUGAGGAUAUGCUCCACUGAUUCCAGUGGAGCUAUGGCUGAUUUACAUCAGCUGGGGAUGUGGCCCCAUUGACUCCAAUGGAGCUACAGGUCUAGUCCUGACUCAGUGAGGUUGAAUGAUUAGCAGAGUGUGGGAGUGGAAGUCAGGACUUCUAGGACAUAUUCCCAGCUCCUGAGAAGCAAAUAGAUUAGAGCACAGUUGAGAAUGGGAAUCAAGACUCCUGGGUACUAUUUCUGGUUAUGGGAAGGGAGUGGGAUCUAAUGGAUUAGACAGGGGAGUUCUAGGAGUCAGGAUUCCUGGAUUCUAUUGUCAACUCUGGGAUACGGGGGUCUAGUGGUUAGAGCAGAUGGGGCAAGGAAUCAGGACUUCUAGGUCUAUUCCUGACUCUAGCUCUGGCCUCUGUGUAGUCUAAGGUUUCAGAGUAGCAGCCGUGUUAGUCUGUAUCCGCAAAAAGAAAAGGAGUACUUGUGGCACCUUAGAGACUAACAAAUUUAUUUGAGCAUAAGCUUUCGUGAGCUACAGCUCAUUUUGAGCUGUAGCUCACGAAAGCUUAUGCUCAAAUAAAUUUGAGCUGUAGCUCACGAAAGCUUAAAUUAAUAAAUAAUUUAAUAAAUUUGUUAGUCUCUAAGGUGCCACAAGUACUCCUUUUCUUUUGGUGUAGUCUAAGUGGGUAGAACAAAGGCCAUUUGCUCCACUCCUUGGGACAGUAUCAGUGUAUGAUAUUGAGCCUGGCCUGGCAAAAUAACUCUGUUGUUCUGCAUUGUAUCAAACCUGGAUCCAUAGCUCUUGGUUUAAUGGGAAAAAAGAGAGAGGAUGCAUUUGGGGCCCAAGUUCAAUAAAUUAUAAAGCACUCAGGGGACAGUUCAUCCACUCUGCUCUCUGGGCGGGAUGACCAUGUCUUAUCCUAUAUCAUUCUGUAUAUAGAUGGUUCCCUAUGCUGUGGAAUGAAAUGAGCUGAGAUCAUUCCAUUUUAAGCACCAGGCAGUUCUAUAUUAAAACAACACUGAGAGGAAGGAGGAUUCCUAACCUGGCCAAACUCACCUAUCCCCUGUUAUUUCAUGAAGCAUUUUCAUUGGAAUAUUAUUUCAAAUUUCAGUGCUUCAAAUAAACAUUCCAAAGGCCUUUCUGUUUGGAUUGCAGAGUUAUUCAGGGAGGGACUGUCACCUAAUGGUUAGAGUAGGCAGAGCUGGGAGUCAGGAUUUCUGGGGUCUUCUUCCAACUUUGGAAAGGGAGUAGGAUCUAGUAGUUGGACUGGGGGGCUGAAAGUCUGGAUUUUGGGGUUCUACCCCAAGCUCUAGGAGGGAGAGUGUGGUCUUAGUGUUUAUGGCAGGAAAGCCUGGGCCGGGGAAUCAAGACGCCUGGGUUCUGUUCCCUGCUCUGGGAGGGAAUGUGGUCUAAAUAAUCAAGCAGGGGACUGCAACUAGGAAUCAGACUCCUGUGUUCUACUGCCAGAGGCCAAUGUGGUCUAGUAACGCCCUGGGAGCUCUGGAGUUCUGUUCCCAGUUUGGUUAGUGUUUCACUUGCCUUCUCUGGGCCUAAAAUUCUCCCCCUAUAAAAUAGAGCUUUGAAAGCCUUACAAAAAAGGGAUUAUUAUAAAAGUGCUACAAAUUAUUACACUAAUGCUAUUUUUUACCUCUAGAACAGACCCCUUGUAAGUAUAUGAACCAGGUAUUUGAAAAAAAUAAACACAUAAUUUACCUGGGCCACAACUAGAGUGCUCUGAGAUCUGGUCUAUAGGUUAUUUGUGUUACAGUAGCGCCUAGAUCAGAGCCUCAUGAUGUGUGCAUUAUUAACCCUACAGUAGUGCCCAGAAGCCCUAACUGAGAUCCGGGGGCUAUUAUGGUGAAUGUGCAUUAUUAUUAGCAUUACGGUAGCAUCUAUAGGCCUCAGUCAAGAUUGGGGUCUGAUUAUGGUGUGUGCAUUAUUAGUAGUAUUACUGUAGUGCUUAGAGAGCCCAGCCCAGAUGAGGCCCUCAUUAUGGUGUGUGCAUUAUUAUUAGCAUUAGGGUAGUAUGCAAAAGCCCUAACUGAGAUCAUGGCCCAUUAUAGUGUGUGCAUUAUUAGUAGUACUACGGUAGGAUGUAGAGGGCUGUGCACUAGAGCAGGGCCGCAUUAUGGUGUGUGAAUUAGUAGUGGUACUACAGUAGUAUUGAGAGGCCCCACACGAGACCAUUGUACUGGGUGCUGUGCAGCCAUUUCCUGCCCCAAUCAGUUUACAGUCUGAAUAGAGAAGACAAAAGGGGAACCAGAGGCAAAUGACUUACACAAGGCCGCACAGCAGAUCAGUGUCAGUCAGCAGAUGCAGGAACAGAACCCAGGUCCUCCUGACUUGUGCUCUACCCUCCAGCCUACACUGCUGCACAAACAGAUAACUGUUCAUCACAUGGUCCCUUCAACCACAAUCACUUGCAAAGAUACUAGUGAGGCUAAUGCAGUCUAUGCUGUAUGACUAAUCACACUCAUACUGGCAACUACAUACAUAAACCAACUGUCAACUCUAAACAGCCAAGCACAUUCUAAGACAGCCGGCAACUCUGAGCAUCAUAUCCAGCAGAGGGAGUGGUGGAGAUGCCUUUAUUAAGAGUUCGUGAAUUUAACCCUCGCAAACUACGCCAUAAUCACCAAGCACUGGGAGAGAUUUGCCAGUUCAAAGCAAGUGCUCAGGACAAGAGCCCAGAAACACAGAGGUAGAUCUAAGUUCCCAGUUCUGGUGCUUCUCAGAAGAGUUGAAUCGAGUUAGGACGCAACCCACGUGGCCUCCAAAAUGUGACAUCUUAGAUGUGUCAGUGCCCCACUACCGUUGUAACAUCAUUGGACUGGAGAAGGGACAUGAAGUUUCAAAGAAACAAUCUUGAUAGCAAGGAGGCGUCCUCAGACUGAAGACCCCUGCUCAUCUUUCCUCUCCUGGCCAAAGGGGCUUUACAGUGGAGCGGUGGGAACCCAAUGUCAUCCCAAUACGCUAUUCUGGGAGAGGUGAGACCCCACCCCAGCACCAUGAACCUUUCUAAUGUCCCACCAGCCCUCAAUGGCUCCCAGGGUGGCCCCUCGCCUACCCUGUAUGGGGGCCAUUCUUUGUGGCAGGUGGUGUUGAUUGUGCUGAUGACUGGGAUCCUCUCACUGGUCACACUGGUGGGCAACCUGCUUGUGAUGGUCUCCUUCAAAGUCAACAGCGAAUUGAAGACAGUCAACAACUACUUCCUACUCAGCCUGGCCUGUGCUGACCUCAUCAUUGGAGCAGUGUCUAUGAACCUCUACACCACCUACAUCAUCAUGGGGCACUGGGCCCUUGGCAACGUGGCCUGCGACCUCUGGCUGGCCCUUGACUAUGUAGCCAGCAAUGCUUCAGUCAUGAACCUCCUGAUCAUCAGCUUUGACCGCUACUUCUCCAUCACACGGCCCUUGACCUACCGGGCCAAGAGGACGCCAAAGAGGGCAGCCAUCAUGAUUGGCUUAGCUUGGGCCAUCUCCUUCAUCCUUUGGGCACCUGCCAUCUUGUUCUGGCAGUACUUUGUUGGGGAGCGGACAGUGCCCUCAGGAAACUGCCAUCUCCAGUUCCUCUCUCAGCCUAUCAUUACUUUUGGCACGGCCAUUGCAGCCUUCUACCUGCCGGUCACCAUCAUGAUCAUUCUCUACUGGAGGAUCUACCGGGAGACUGAGAACAGGGCCAGGGAACUGGCUUGCCUGCAAGGCUCAGAGAGCAAAAGCAUUGUCAGGCCAAUCCCCAACAACAGGCCUAAAGGAGGUGGUGAAGGCAGCAACAGCAACUCAGAGCGGUUGGAACCCAUCAAGGUUUCUUCUGCUGUGGCAAAAACCCACACAAAGGCCUACUGCUUUCCCAGUUGGAGGAAGGCCAGGCUAUAUGUGGAGCAGAGCAGCAACGGGAGCUGGAUCAAUACAGAGGAGGAGGAAGAGGAGGACGGCUCCCCUGAUUCCUUGACAUCGUCUGAGGGAGAGGAGCAGCCCUUUGAGGUUCAGAGUGUCUGCUCGGUGGUGAUCCGGCUGCCUAUGAUUGGCAGUGUAACGCAGCCCCCGCUGCCAACAGAGAAGCCAACCCGGGGCCGGGAGAAGCUGGCUGGAGGGCCAUGGGCAGGAGGGAAUGGCGUGUGCAGGAUCCUAGCCCAGUCUCCUGCUGCCACUGAGUCCCCCAACAUGGCCAAGAAGCCGUCAAACAAAAAGAUAUCACCAAUUAAGGAGAAGGGGGUGUUGACUGCCAAAAGCCAUCUGCGGAAGAGGAGCAAACAGCUCUCCCAGCAGAAGACCCUCUCCCUGAUCAAAGAGAAGAAAGCAGCCCGAACACUGAGUGCCAUCCUGCUGGCCUUCAUCCUCACAUGGACACCCUAUAACAUCAUGGUGCUGGUGUCCACCUUCUGCCAGGACUGUGUUCCUAAGAGCCUCUGGAAACUGGGCUACUGGCUUUGCUAUGUCAACAGCACUGUCAAUCCCAUGUGCUAUGCCCUGUGCAAUAAGUCUUUUCGCAAUACAUUUAAGAUGCUGCUGCUGUGCCGCUGGGACAAGAGGAGGUGGAAGAAGAUGCCCAAGCACGUGGUGGCCUUCCACAGGGCUCCAGCACACUGAGCAGGCGUGGGGUGAAUUCCAGAAUGAUUAAAUCCCUGGGCUGGGAUGAAGACUGUCAGGCAAACUGCACUGCAGCAGAAGAAUGGGACCUGGCUGCGAUGCCAGAGGGAGAAUUCCUCCGAGACAGUCAUGAACCCAGCCUUUGGGGUCUGGGUGAGGAUACAGCUGGCAGGUUCCGGAACACCAUGCCACCGUUUAUUAUUGUAAUCUUGAACUCAUUGUCAGAUAGUGGCCUUCCUUAAAACCUUGAUGAAUGUGGAUGUAUCAAAAGGAAAACAAAUGGACAAAGCUGGUGCAUUUAAUGCUCUGUGCUUGAGAGAAACUGAUUUAAAACCUGGUUUAAAAUCUAAGCCACAGGGCCACUGAAACCAGCAAUUCAUGGUUGUGACAUGACCUCUUGGGAUUUUCAGCUCUUUCCAGUCUUGAUGCUUUGACUAAGAGGACACUUGACAUUCCAUCCAUUCAGCCACAGAGACAAGCACAGUCUAGCCAUCCUACUGCUUAGACCAGGAAAAUGGGAGUCAGAACUCCUGACUCUUCAUGAGUAUGUCUAGUGGUUAGAGUCAGAGACUGGGCUGGGAGGAGAGAGGGUGUCUAGCGCUUAGAGCAAGGACGGGGGAAGACUCCUGCAUUCCAGCCCCAGUUCUGGGAGGUCAGUGGCGUUUAGUGAUUAGGGCAGAGGAGAAUGGUAGACAAGACUCCUGAGUUCUUCUGUUUCCCGGCUCAGAGUCAGAAACUGGGAAUCUGAUCUGUAGGGUGGGGAGGUCUAAUGGGUUAGAGCAGGGUGGCAGUGGGAGCCAGGACUCCUGGAUUCUAUUUCCAGCUCUGGGAGGGGCACGGUGUCUAGUUCUGCAGAAAAGGAUCUGGGGAUUACAGCGGAUGAGAAGCUGGAUAUGAGCAGUGUGCCCUUGUUGCCAAGAAGGCAAAUAGCAUAUUAGGAUGUAUUAGUAGGAGCACUGCCAACAGAUUGAGGGAAGUGAUUAUUCCCCUCUAUUCAGGACUGGUGAGGCCACACAUGAAGUACUGUGUCCAGUUUGGGUCCCCACACUACAGAAGGGAUGUGGACAAAUUAGAGAGAGUCCAGUGGAGGGCAACGAAAAUGAUUAGAGGGCUAGGGCACAUGACUUACAAGGAGACGCUGAGGGAACUGGGGUUAUUUAGUCUGCAGAAGAUAAGACUGAGGGGGGAUUUGAUAGGAGCCUUCAACUACCUUAAGGGGGGUUCCAAAGAGGAUGGAGCUUGGCUGUUCUUGGUGGUGGCAGAUGACAGAACAAGAAGCAAUGGUCUCAAGUUGCAGUGGGGGAGGUCUAGGUUGGAUAUUAGGAAACACUAUUUCACUAGGAGGGUGGUGAAGCACUAGAAAUGGGUUACCUAGGGAAGUGGUAGAAUCUCCAUCUUUAGAGGUUUUUAAGGCCCGGCUUGACAAAGCCGUGACUGGGAUGAUUUAGUUGGGGUUGGUCCUGCUUUGAGCAGGGGAUUAGACUAAAUGACCUCCUGAGGUCUCUUCCAACCCUAAUAUUCUAUGAUUCUUGUGACUAAAGGUGGGGGUGUCUGGGCUCUGGAGUUCCAUUCUCAGAGCUUGUGACCUUGGGCAAUCAUGGGUGGUGAAGCUUCAUUGGUUGAGUUUUAGAAAACACUUUGUAAUCUGGUGCUAGUGAGGUGCCGAGUAUCACUGCAUUGCACUGAGAAAGAUGAAAACUGAAGGUGACAUGGGGAAAGAUGACAUCUGGAGUAGGGAAAGACAGUAAGGACAGUUGCACCUCCAUCCUUCCCAUCAGGGUCUUAAAGUGACCCAUUCAACCACAUGGACACAGGAUAUUAUUAAUAACCCACUCUGUUACUGUCCUGCUCAAGAGGAUUAGUGUAGAGAAAUUCUUCCCUAGUCCCUGCUCAAGCAUCUCUCUAAGGGGGUUAUAUAGGCCCCAUUAUCAUAAUACCUGGGCACCUCACAAUAUUUUAAUUAGGGUUGUCAAGUGAUUUAAAAAAUUAAUCGUGAUUAAUCAUACGGUUAAAUGAUAGAACACUAUUUAAAUAUUUUUGGAUGUUUCC